CGAACCGACAAUUGAAACCGGAAGUUCCCAUGAUGCUAGUGUCCAGAGCGGAGGAGAUGCGCAGUGUAUCGCAGGAAAUAGCAUAGUUACACUUGAACCUAAAAUACAGAGUGUGGAGGAGGCAGGAGGAGAUGAGCUCCAAAAUACCUCGCAAAGCCCUGGCACUCCAGGCGAGGAAAAAACGGACGAAGGCGAAAGCAAGAUUCAAAGAAGAAAAGAAACGCUCUAAGAGAAAACAAGCUAAGCAUCAUGAUUCUAGCAGUGGAACAGAGUCCUCUAGUGGCACUGAUUGGUCUGCUGAUACACACAAGUCUUGUGACCCUGUGUAUGAAGAUGAAGAAGAAAUCCUUGGGUCAGAUGAUGAUGAACAAGAAGAUCCUCGCGAUUACGUAAAAGGUGGCUACCACCCAGUUAAAAUUGGUGAUUUAUUCCAUGGACGUUACCAUGUUGUUCGGAAGCUUGGUUGGGGUCACUUCUCGACCGUUUGGUUGUGUUGGGACAUGGUAGCGAAAAGAUUUGUUGCCUUGAAGGUUGUUAAAAGUGCUCAGCAUUACACUGAAACUGCACUUGAUGAAAUCAAAUUACUAAAGUGUGUCCGAGACAGUGAUCAGAAUGAUAGCAAUAGAGAGAAAGCUGUGCAAUUAUUAGAUGAUUUUAAAAUAACUGGUGUGAAUGGAGUACAUGUAUGCAUGGUUUUUGAAGUUUUAGGUAACCAUUUGCUUAAACUAAUAAUUCGAUCCAACUAUCGAGGGAUUCCAAUUGAGAAUGUGAAAAAUAUUAUAAGACAAGUUCUUCAGGGACUUGAUUAUCUUCAUAGAAAAUGUGAGAUCAUUCAUACUGAUAUCAAGCCAGAAAAUAUAUUGAUGUGUGUUGAUGAGGCAUAUGUUCGGAAAUUAGCCGCUGAGGCGUUGGAGUGGCAACGCCUGGGGAUCAAGCUUCCUGGUUCAGCAGUAAGUACUGCUCCCAAGGAGAGGAUUGAUGCUGUAAAAAUGACCAAAAAUAAGAAGAAAAAAUUAAAAAAGAAACUGAAACGCCAACAGGAACUGAUGAACCUCCAACUGCAACAAAUGGAAGAAACCUGUGCAGAAUCAGAAAUCGGUGCUACCAAUGAACCAAGAGAAACGAGCAACUCCUUAGACGAGAGACCAAACAUGGUUCCUUUGUCCCAGAAUAGCAUUGAUGCCGGAGAUGAUGAUGAUGAUGAAGAUGAUGAUGAUAUAUCAUCUGCUACCGUGACAUCACCAGAAGAACAGCAGAAGUCUUUGCCAUCUCCACAGCCCAAUUCACAAGACAAUAUUAAUUCACCAACAUCUCCAACAACUUCGAAAACAUCUGAGAAAACAAAUACAAAUUUGAAUGAUUAUACUCAAGAAAGCAGGGUCACAGACUCAACCAAUGCUGACAGUUCUCCUAGUUGCGAUCUUCCAAAUAAAAACAUAAAUAAUCGGAACAUCACCAAACAACUUGCUCAACCGAUCUGUAACGGACAGUACGAAUCUCAAAAGACUAAGGACUGUAAUAAAAACUCUUCUGAAACUGAGAAUCUCAAUUUAGCACUAAAUGAGAAAAUGGAACAGAACUCGUCAGAGGGAAACCGUGUACAAACAAUGAAUCUAGGGUCUGCUGGUUCUGAGAGGAAGUCGCGCGAUGAAAAUGUAUCGCGGAGAAAAGACCCUGUGCACGAAGUAUGUGAAGACCUUAAAGUAAAAAUUGCCGACUUAGGAAAUGCAUGUUGGGUUUCUCACCAUUUUACAGAAGACAUCCAAACGAGACAGUAUCGUUGCUUAGAAGUUCUCCUUGGUGCUGGCUAUGGACCUCCGGCUGAUAUAUGGAGCACAGCAUGUAUGGCGUUUGAAAUGGCAAGUGGCGACUAUUUGUUUGAGCCACACUCAGGAGAGGAAUACUCAAGGGAUGAGGACCACUUGGCUCACAUAAUUGAGUUACUCGGUACCAUUCCAAAACAUAUUGCGCUGUCAGGCAAAUAUUCUAGAGAUUUUUUCAACAGAAAAGGUGAAUUGCGACACAUAACGAAACUGAAGCCCUGGGGGUUGAAUGAAGUGCUUCGUGAAAAAUAUGAAUGGAACGAGAAAGAUGCCCGAGAAUUUUCCGACUUUUUGCUCCCAAUGUUAGUAUUUGAUCCUGCAAAGCGAGCCACGGCUCUGGAGAGCCUCAACCAUCCCUGGCUAAGACAAGACACAAAUAAAGCAACAGACUCAUAACAAUGGGGUGGUUGGUGGACUGGACUGCAAUUUUCAUACCACCACCUUUUUUCCCCCCACCUCCCAAAACAAUUAAAUUUAAACAAAAAAAAAAAACAAAAAAAUAUCCUGCAAAAUAAAUUACAGAACCUCAACUGUGUUAACCAUCCUUCCACCAUCACCAGCAUGGCCAACUAACCUUUUUUUUUUUUAAUUUAUUUUCCAUGUAUAUAAGGUUGUUUUUUUCUCUCUUCUCUUCUCUCUUUCCGUUAUGUUCCUCUACCUGCUGCAUCUUUCUCUGUCUCUAAUGCCCCAUAGCAGUUAGUGUUGGUAAAAAGUCCUGCUGCGGAUGCAGAGAAAACUGAAGCUCUGGCUUGCUUCGACUCGCCAUUUAAUAAUAUUAAAAAUAAAAGUGGUCUUUAAGAACAGAUCUGUUUUCUUUGGUCUUGUGCUGCUGCCAGACAAGUUUUCUCUGAGAAAGAAAGAAGUUGAUGGGGGUGGGGCAGAUACCUUUUAAAAAAAAACAACAAAAAACAGAUGAUAUAAUGUGGAAAAAAGAAAAGCUGUAUUUCCUUCAUUGAAGCCUCUUAAUUGACCAUCUUGUGUCUGUCUCUCUCUCUCUCCUACACAGACAAAGUCUAUGCAAUGAUGUAGAUAAGACCGUUUCCACUGUUGCACAUUUCUAAAGGCUUAUAAGAUUAGUGUCUCUUCCUCACUGCUGUCCUCUUAGUUCUGAGUGCCAUUGUUUAAAUAUUUCUACCUUAACGGAUGAAUCCUCAUCAGAUGUUACUGUUUAUAAAGAUUAUAACCAUCAUCAUUAUCAUCAUUCAUUAUAUAAUUAUUAUUAUUAUUAUUAUGAUUAUUCCAGUAUUUUUCUUUUGGGAGGGUGGGGAAAUGGCCUCAAAUCCACAUGAGGAAACAUGCUGUCUUGUUGGCGCCAGUACUUAAAAAGACGAAAAAAAGAAAAAGAUCAAAUAAAAAAAAGCAAACAUCUUUUGUUGUAGUCUUUGGGAUGGGAGAUAAUGUCUCACUAGCUUCUUUUAUUUUGCAGGAAUCAGUUUUCGAAAUAAAAAGUAUUUUUCAUAUUUCUGAA
Messenger RNA from Octopus sinensis (East Asian common octopus), 3291 nucleotides. Its product is annotated as SRSF protein kinase 2. Gene Ontology annotation, biological process: protein phosphorylation; regulation of mRNA processing; spliceosomal complex assembly. The record is from RefSeq and is a predicted model, not a curated record. Bases 132 to 2219 code for a protein of 695 amino acids. Lineage: Eukaryota; Metazoa; Mollusca; Cephalopoda; Octopoda; Octopodidae. Gene Ontology annotation, molecular function: protein kinase activity; ATP binding. The transcript is spliced from 17 exons.